Messenger RNA from Harpia harpyja (harpy eagle), 5243 nucleotides. RefSeq names its product interleukin 16 (gene IL16). Gene Ontology annotation, biological process: leukocyte chemotaxis; induction of positive chemotaxis. Lineage: Eukaryota; Metazoa; Chordata; Aves; Accipitriformes; Accipitridae. Gene Ontology annotation, molecular function: CD4 receptor binding; cytokine activity. The record is from RefSeq and is a predicted model, not a curated record. The transcript has 20 exons. The coding region runs from base 699 to 4979 and encodes 1426 amino acids.
GAGCUGUAUUCCUUUAUAGAGUUCAAUCCCUAAUCAGAUAUUCACAUCUUAAGUGCUUCACUGGAUCUCUCUGUUAUUGUUAAAUGCACGGUCUUAAGUGAGUUCUGGUCUGCAAAGGUAGGAGUUUUAUAGCAGCCUGACAUUCCUUACUCUCUCAUGGCUAAGAUCAACUCUUGCUAAACCACUUACAAAUCAGAUGUGCCAGGUGGAGAACUUAACCUCGACAAUUUGAUUAAUCUUCUUUGAAUUAUAGUGGUUUCAUGAAUCAAACUUCAGAAGGAGCUUCCUCUUUCCAAAUAACGUUAGGAGGACAGAAUAAUGCUUUUAAAGUAUCUUCCUUUUCAAUUUGGGAUUUCAACAUGCAAAUUCAGCAGAAGCCCAAAGGAAGCAGCACAAUGGAAACAUCAAAAACAUUUAUUAAAAGCACUCCGUUGUGCUUGGGGAGCAUGGGAAGAGAAUGAAAAGGUGAAGGAGAAUUUAGUAGAGCACUGCACAGAAACAGAAUUAGCAAGUCAUGAGAUACCACGUGGCUGUUAGCAGACUGAAAGGCUCUGUUGAUUCGAUUUAUUCAUUAGGGCUUUUCAGUAGUGUAGGUUAUUAAGUGGGAGAAAGUGGGGUAUAUUACAACUUACUUUUUAUAUUUCCUUUCCUGGAGAAUAUUUCACACCAGAGGAGCAGAGAAAGUUACUGAAAGUAUCAUGCCACAUAAAUGGGAGAAUGAUAGGAAAAAGAGCAGCACCACCAGCUCUCUGAAGAUGGAUCGAAAGAGCAAUGCUGGGAACAGGAAGUCAAGAAAAUUUCGUUCCAUUUCGAGAUCACUUAUACUUUGCAAUGCCAAGAACAGUGAUGAUGGGUCAAGUCCUGAUGAGAGAUGCCCUGAUCCCUUUGAGAUCUCUACCAGUUGGGGUCAAGAGGAUUUUGACUGCUGUCCUAGAACACAACUGCCAUGCUCAUCAGAGACAGAAGACAGCCCAUCUGAUCCUCCCCGUGUAAUUACCAGCAUGGUCCAGUCCAAAGCUGCAGCAAAUGAGAAUUGCAACAAUAUGAGAAGACAGUUACUCACCAAGGACAGCUGCAUCUGCAGGCUGUGUACAACCACAGGGAACAGCAGCUCAGGAAUCAAGCUCUCUAGGAAUCCAAAAUGUGCAUCUCUCUGGAAAGGGUUCACAGGCAGCCACGUGCCUGCUGGAGACGCAGCAAACAGGGAUGGUCAUCUGAGCCCAAGGGAUGAACUGUUAACACUAAAUGAUCUGUCCACCAAGGAGGCCGAAUCUCUCAUUCACCCAGCAACACAGCUGAUGAACAUCAUGAUGGCUUGUAAAGAGACACCAACCUGUAAGGAAAGGCCUUUGGAAAUACAAAAUGGUUUUCUGCACAGUAAAGCUGCAUGUCAACGGACUCGCAGUAACUCAACCAGUGUAAACCCAUACUGGAUUGGGGAGAUGGACUGCACAGUGCCCCAGAAAGCUGUGCCCUUCAGAGACCGGCAGCCCCACGCUCUCCACACCAGCCGCAAAUCUCUUUCCCAACAGCUGGACUGCUCUGGAGGGAGAACCCCAGCAAUUUCAAGGCCAUCUAGAUCACUAAGUACAGCACAGCUAGUGCACACAUCCUGUGGCUCACAGGCUUCAGUAAUCUCAAACAUCGUACUGAUGAAAGGACAAGGGAAGGGUUUGGGCUUCAGUAUUGUUGGAGGGAAAGACAGCAUUUAUGGACCAAUAGGCAUCUAUGUCAAAACCAUCUUUCCUGGUGGAGCUGCUGCUGCUGAUGGAAGGCUACAAGAAGGUGAUGAAAUCCUGGAACUGAAUGGAGAAUCCAUGCAUGGAUUAACACAUUAUGAUGCUUUACAAAAAUUCAAGGCCAAAAAGGGUCUUCUGACACUUACAGUCAGGACAAGCUUCAGCACGCCUCAUUCUGCUUCCAGCUGUCUGUCACCCCACUUGUGUCAGUCACUGAGCUCUAGUACAUGCAUAACCAAAGAAAACAGCUCUUUCAGUUCGGAAAGUGCAGCAUUUUCAUUAAAUGCUGCAAAGCCCAACGACAGGGUCAUAAUGGAAGUCACCCUAAACAAAGAGCCAGGUGUUGGCCUUGGAAUCGGGUUAUGUAGCAUCCCUUACUUCCAGUGUAUUUCAGGGAUUUUUAUUCACACCCUCUCACCAGGCUCAGUGGCACAUAUGGAUGGGAGACUCAGGUGUGGAGACGAAAUCAUUGAAAUCAAUGAAGCUUCAGUACAAAAUACAACUCUUAAUGAAGUUUAUGCUGUGCUAAGCCAUUGUGAUCCUGGUGCAGUGCAGAUUAUUAUUAGCAGACACCCUGAACCACAGGUGUCUGAGCAACAGCUGAAAGAAGCUGUUGCACAAGCUGUGGAAAGCAACAGACUUGGAAAGGAGAGACACCAAUGGAGUACUGAAGGUGUUAAAAAACUAGAAACAAGCUGGCACGGAAGACACCCAUGUGAAAAGCAUAUUGAAAGGAAUGCUGCUCAUUGCAGCCGCAGGACACAGAAGCUAAUGACCCGCUCCAGCAGUGACAGCAGCUACAACCCUAGGUCCUCAUGUAGUAAUGGUGCUGCAUACCAACUGGCUGACUUGAAAGCAAGAGUACAUAGCAUCGAUGUACCAAUUACCAGACAACCUGGCCUGCUGUACUCAUUGUCUGGUAAUAACUCAGAGAGAAGUUCCCCUCCUACUUGUAGUGAGGGAGGUCGACCCUUGCAAAACACUAAGAAAUCCUCAGAGAUCCUCGUUAGAAAACCUAAAUCAUCAAAGCCCAAACCUCCACCAAGGAAAUAUUUUAAGCAGGACUGUACAUGUAAUGACCAGUGUAAUGCAGACAGAAGAGAAAAGCUUGUAUCAGAAGUGGCUGUAUCACCUCCUGCAAGCAUUCAGCAGGAAGUUGGAGAACCAAUGCUAGAGGGACAUCAAACUGAUGUAACCCACAGUGUCUUUACCACUUCUCCUACAGCAUAUGAUACUGAACACAUAACUGCUGUUCCAGUGGGCAGAGAUCAAGAAAGAAAAGCAAACUUAGGGAAUCCACUUUCAUCAACACAAAGACCUAUACUUAAAAGACAAGCACGGGUAGAUUAUAGUCUUGAUACAACAACAGAAGACCCUUGGGUUAAAAUUUCCGACUGCAUAAAAAGCUUAUUUAAUCCUACCAUGACAGAAGACAGCGUCCACUUAGACUUGCAACCUGACAUCAGUACAGACAAAGAGAAUCAAAAUCGAAGCAGCUCAGAGACAGUUCUGAAGAAAUCAGAAUCGGAAAUAGGUGGUUCAAAAGUGCUAAAAUCAGAUGGAAAUGACAGUGUGAAAAAGGGUCCUCCCGUUGCACCUAAGCCAGCCUGGUUUCGCCAAAGUCUGAAAGGAUUGAGGAAAGCAAAUUCAGAUCUAAAAACGCAGGCAGAUCGAAGCCCUCCUGACCUUGAGAGUAUUUCCAGGAAAGAACUGCAAUCCAGCUUAUCCCGUGUCUCUCCUAGGGGAUCAUCAAUAAAACAAAGAAUAAGCUCAUUUGAAUCCUUCAGUGCUCCGCAGUCACCUGAAAAAAUAUGCCGAAGAUUUAGCCUGAAACCAUCAGUCCAGAAAGAACACUCUGCCACUGCAACAGGGUCAGAAGCGGCUCCAGCCCAUUUAAACCAAGCCUUUCUCCAACUCUGUGAAACUAGCCAACAACAGUCACCUGUGGUCAUGGGUACAAAGAGCCUAGAUAGAUCUUCCUCUCCCAGGGAGGUCCUUGUGGCUAGCUCAGAGAAAAGCAACAUCACCAACACUGAAAAUUCCUCGGGUCUCUUAACUACAGAAGACAUUGCAACUUCCCAUCUUGUAUCAGUAGCAAAAGCACACAGCCUAAGAUCACGAAGCUUCCCACUUACUGCCACCCAGUCUUGUGAGAUGAUGAAACCAUAUGAUGAAAAGUGUAGCAAAAUCUAUUCCAUCAGUAGCCAGGUGUCAUCUGCUUUAAUGAAAUCUUUGCUUUGCCUUCCUCAGUCUCCAGCCUCUUCUGGAAACAGUGCAUGGGAAACUCUAGACACAUUGUCUCAGUCCUCUGUGGAGGAGGAUGGGACUUCUCUUUCACCUGCAAGUGAGAAUCAUCACCUGGACACUGGGUUUUCACUAAACCUCUCAGAGUUGAGAGAAUAUACUGUGGGCCUAGCAGACAAUGAGAAAGAGGAAGAGAAACAGGAACACGGCUCACCUCAAGCAUCUGGUGUGUCAGGGCAGUCUGUCAUCUCUCUGCUUUCCCCUGAAGAGUUAGCAAAGCUUAUAGAGGAAGUAAAAUCGCUAGACGAAGCGACCUUAAAGGAAUUUGAUGAUAUUCAUGUUACAAUUUUGCAUAAAGAAGAAGAUACUGGGCUUGGAUUCAGCCUGGCAGGGGGCAUUGAUCUAGAAAACAAAGUGAUAACAGUUCACAAAGUGUUUCCCAAUGGACUAGCAUCUCAGGAAGGAACUAUUCAGAAAGGAGAUGAAGUACUAUCCAUUAAUGGAAAGUCUCUUAAAGGUGCAACUCACAACGAUGCCUCAGCAAUCAUGCGACAGGCUCGACAACCCAGACAAGCUGUCGUUGUCACUAGAAAAGCUAAAGAUGCAGAAAAAAACCUCAAUGUUUCAACUGGCUCUAGUACAUCUUCAGUAGCAAGUGAUGUCUCACAAGAGUCUGCAACUGAAGAUACAAUCUGCACUGUAACUCUAGAAAAAACACCUGCCGGUUUAGGAUUCAGUUUGGAAGGAGGGAAGGGCUCUAUUCAUGGAGAUAAACCCAUCAUCAUCAACAGGAUAUUUAAAGGGACUGCAUUAGAACAAAGCAGCCCUGUUCAGCCUGGUGAUGAGCUAUUACAAGUGCACACAACUGCCAUGCAAGGACUGACUCGUUUUGAAGCAUGGAAUAUAAUCAAGGCAUUACCUGAGGGGCCCAUCAAAGCUAUCAUCAAGAGAAAGAAUCCGAGCUCUGUUACCACCAAGUCAUCUGAAACUUUGUAAGAGGAGGAAUUAGACUACUGUCAAUAUUACAAACAAAAAAGGAUUUUAUUACUUGCAGCCAUUUGGCUAGCACAGCAAGAUACUCAGAAAGUGCAUAUGAAAAGUACAUACACAUGAUCUUACUGCCACUUACAGAGCAAGCUGUCUAUGAUAAAAUAAGAUGUGCAUAAAAUGUGCAUGACUUAUUUCAACAUUCAGAAACAGAUGUUACAAAGUGUAGAAUUAUAAAAUGACUUUAUUAAUAAUAUACUGGUUGUAAUAAAA